This is a messenger RNA of Cololabis saira (Pacific saury), 2534 nucleotides long. RefSeq lists its product as uncharacterized. The transcript has 5 exons. The coding region runs from base 289 to 948 and encodes 219 amino acids. NCBI's taxonomy places the organism in Eukaryota, Metazoa, Chordata, Actinopteri, Beloniformes, Belonidae. The record is from RefSeq and is a predicted model, not a curated record.
UUUUCCACCUGAUUCAAGCCGCUUCUUGUUUCUCUGAUCAACACAGCGCUCAACGCCUCGAAUAUCCUGCACCAAAUAUGUGGAGAUAAUCUCUUUAACCGGGGCGAUUCAAAGACAAUCACGCAAAUAGUAGAAAUUAACCAGAGCGGGUUGCAGAUUCACUUCCGGACUUCAGAGACGUAAAGGUCAUUUAAGUUCACUUACAUAUACUAAUAUAUAAUCACUGGUCCAGAAGCGGGGAAACUGCAGCUGCGUCCAGCAGUCAGACUGGUUCAGCCCAGAGUGAGGAUGAAGAUCGCUCUGCUGGGAGCCACCGGGCAGACGGGCCAGUACCUGGUGCAGCAGGCGCUGGAGCAGGGCCACGCCGUCACCGCCAUCGUCAGGAACCCGGCCAAACUCACAGUGCACCACGACAACCUCAAGGUGGUGAAGGCUGAUAUUUUUGGAGCAGGCAGUCUGAAGGCUCAUCUCCAAGGACAGGACGUGGUCAUGUCGUGCCUGGGCUUCCCGGCCUCCUUCUGGUGGGGGGUGACGGGUUACACCGUGUCCAUGGCCGCUGUGGUCGGGGCCAUGCGGGAGGCCCGUGUCAGCCGGCUCAUCACCAUGACGUCCUGGUACACGGAGCCCAACUCGGGAGCUCAGUCGUCGUACCUGAUCCGGUUCCUCCUGCUGCCGAUGAUCAGGAGCGUCCUCAACAACAUGUAUGAGAUGGAGCACUUCCUGCAGAAGGCCGAGGACAUCAACUGGACCGUGGUGCGGCCCCCGGGCCUCAGGAACCUGCCGGCCACAGCUCAGGAGUUUCUGACCCACGAGGGCUACUUUGUCCCCGACGGAAGCGGUCAGCCGGCAGGCGGCGCCGUGGGGAGAGGAGACGUGGCUCGCUUCAUGCUCUCGCUGCUCAACAGCAACGCCUGGGUCAAGAAGGGCGUCGCCAUCACCACCAAGUGAGAAGGAAGAUGCCCGCAUCCCUUCACCUGGAGCACCAAAAAACAUCCAAAACAAAUACGGACUCACCUUUUUAUGGUUGUAUCUAGCCAUGGAGAUGUUGUUAAGAGAUGAAAAAAAUAUCAAUCAUAGAAAGUUUUGUUUUAAUGAGAUCACUGUUAUUUUUUCCAAAUACAUGACUGAAUGAAUAAUGGGAAUAUUUCAAUGCUGUGACCACUGUACGUGGAAUAUACAUUAACAUGAAUGCUCAGUCUUGAUGAAAUGAAGCCAGCAGCAUCUUCAUGGCGAGAUACUGCCAGAACUGGAAGAAAAAAAUAUAUUUUGUAACCUCAAGUGAAGCUGAAAGUCUACUAAUGGAUCCUUAUGGAUAAAAUAAUAUUUGUGUCUUAUAUUAUCUAAUGAAUGUAUUUAUCUACGAGUGUUUAACAUGGGCUUGCUUUUAUAUAAAAACUCCCAUCGAUCUUUAUCUUUAUCAUGUUUCUGUCAUUAGUGUGGGUGCAGUACACAUCGCCUCCACAUGAUGGCAGCAUUGUGCCAUAUCUAACUAUUAAAAUGUCAUUUUAUUUACCACCUAAACUCCUGGGGUUCUUUUUUUACAGUUAGUAAUAGUCAUUUUAUAAGCUUUAUAAGAAAUGUGUAUAUUUACUGCAUACAGGAAAUACCUGUUGUCAAAAAAUCUGCGUCAGACGAGGAAAAGUUGAAAAACCUUUAGAGGCUCGUACGUGUGAGAAGGGUUGAUGGUUUGGUUUGUCAAGGCCUCUGAACUCAGAACGCAGAAAUGAGCUGUGAUGUCAAAGAAACCGUUUGAUAUCAUCUGUCAAAGAUGCCAUCAGCAUUGCAGCAAAAAUAGUCUAAAAGUCUAAACUUACCAUCCCCCGGUUGGGUCUGCAAGUGGAUUAGUGCAUUAUUUAGACAUUUAACAAAAAAUGUUCUCCAUAACUGAUACUCAAUAUUUCAGCCUUUAAUUCAAAUCAUUAACUGAUUGAUGGUUGGCUCAAAAAAAACAAAAAACAAUACAUUUCCAACCAUUUCUGGAGACCUUUGUCAUGAUUUCAUCAAACGUUCAAGUUAAUUCUGUAACAAAUUGUGCAAUUAAACAAAAGAUUUAAUUCAAGUUCAUUAAAUGACAUGUUUUUUUACAUGAUCACAGGACUAACAUUGUGAAACUGAAAUGACAGAAGUUAUCUGUGACAGUCCCGUGAUCUUUAUUUUGUCCCGGUAGGUUGAUCAGUGUGAUGGGAGAUGAGUCAGUGUCUGGAGUUGCAAGUAUGUUCAUUACAGUAUGCAUUGAUAAGAAGAAAAACAAUUUAUAAUCGUUGUGACCAAGGUUUGACAGGUCAAAAGCCUCCAAUGUGUCUAUCCAGUCAAUAUGACAGGUGUAAAAAUGUACUGUAGGAUGAUGAAAUCAGUUAUCUUUGCCUAUUUUAUUUACCAGUUCAUGUCUAUUUUAUGUUUAUGUCAGCUGUUGUUGUUUUUAAAAGUGCUUAACAAAUAAAUUCUGAUACCUAACUAAAUGAAAAAUAGGAUUUUCUUCCCUAUCCAGGAUGUCUUAUGCUACCAAAUACCCGAAACAACGAAUGAGGAAAAUA